AUUCUCGCCGCAACUAUCUAUGAGCCGCUUGGUUUUGGGACCACUAGAGGGAAGGUUAUGUAGAUGAAGAAGAUUGCCUCUUUUCUCGCUCAUGUUGACGCCAAAACUUCUUGUGAAUAUUGUCUAUUUCUGUUUUGAAUUUGAUCCAUUGUGGAGUUCAGUGUGCAUUUAGCUAGAUCUAGCAACUCUUAGGUAUAGAAAUUUUGUUUGGCUGCGAGGAAAGUGGUAGGAACUAAGAAAAAUUAUUAUUUGAU
This is a messenger RNA of Rubroshorea leprosula, 254 nucleotides long. NCBI's taxonomy places the organism in Eukaryota, Viridiplantae, Streptophyta, Magnoliopsida, Malvales, Dipterocarpaceae. The record is from the annotation of a GenBank genome assembly.